CGAGGUCGUCUCAUUGCGCCGCGUGACUGUGCAACACCGGAUCGCUGCUUUACUCCCGUCGCGGAACCGGCCGCCCAUCAGUCAAACCGGUGCUGCUUACUGAGACGCGCAUUCAGUACCCGCGCGAGCGUGUUGCUGCACAUAAAUUCAACAAUGGCAACACGAGCCCAGAAGCACUUCGCAACCAGUCUCCUCCAGCAGAUUCACCGCCGCGGCGCCGCCGAGUUGACAAUAUGCCGGCCGUGCAGAUCACAGCUUCGCCCCUUGCAUACAAGCCCGCCUCGAGCGUCGAAAGCUGCGGCGCCAGGGAUACCUUCGUCAACCCUCUCGAAGGAACCUGGGCGGCACGCUCGUAAGGCACGAGUGGCGCCAUUGGGCUUUCUUGUUGGCGGCGGCGUUCUUGCAUCCCUGUGGGCGUACUUCCAGCCCGGCAAUGACAACUCCAGGCUGGAUGGCGCCGGCUCAGCCUCGACCGCCUUGACCGACGACCGAGACCCUUCCCUGCCACGAUACCGUCUCGCAGACGUACGGAAACACGAUGCUUCCUCGCCCGAACCAUGGGUUAUGUUCGAAGACAAGGUGUACAAUAUCACGGAUUGGGUCGCUGCCCACCCCGGCGGCGACGUGAUCCUCCGUGCGGCUGGCGGGAGCAUUGAGCCAUACUGGAACAUCUUCACAAUCCACAAGUCGCCCUACGUACGGGAGAUUCUUCAGCAAUACCAGAUUGGAUACAUCGACGUGGCGGACCUGGGUCCCAACGGCUUGCCGGCGGCUGAGACCAUCGAGGAUCCCUUUGCUCACGACCCGACCCGCGACCCGCGCCUCAUCACACAUACGGCCAAGCCGCGCAACGCCGAGCCGCCGAACGAGGAGCUCGACCGCACAUUCCACACCCCCAACGAGCUCUUUUACGUGCGUCAUCAUAUGUGGGUGCCCGUCGUAGACGACGCAAAAGCGGACGAGCACGUGUUGACUAUCGAGCUGCCGGAUGGAGAAUCGAAGCAGUAUACGCUGGAAGAUUUGAAGACAAAGUUCCCAACACAUAAGGUUACGGCUGUGCUGCAGUGUAGCGGGAACAGGCGGAACGACAUGACGCGGCACGCAGGGAAAACAAACGGUCUGCAGUGGGGCGUGGGAGCCAUCAGCAAUGCCGAGUGGGAAGGGGUGCGGCUCUCUGAUGUCCUCGCCGAUGCGGGCCUGAAAGUACUCGAUCCAACGGCGCCGACGCAGGCCGCCAGCUCGACAGCCCCAAGCGGUGACCAAGUCGACGCCAACUCGCUGCACGCCCAGUUCACCGGUCUCGAAGCCUACGGCGCCUCCAUCCCGCUUGCCAAGGCCCUCGAUCCGCGCGGCGACGUACUCUUAGCCUUCAGCAUGAACGGCAAGACGCUACCGCGGGACCACGGCUUCCCCCUCCGCGCCGUCGUGCCCGGCCAUGUUGCCGCGCGGUCAGUCAAGUGGCUUAGCAAGAUCGUCAUCUCCGACGAGGAGAGCACCAGUCAAUGGCAGCGUCGCGACUACAAGUCCUUCGGGCCCAACGAAGGGCCCAACCCCGACUGGGACCGCGCCCUCGCCAUCCAGGAAAUGCCCGUCACCAGCGCCAUUACCGGCGUCUGGGUAGGAGACUGCGUCCGAAGCGGGCGCGUCCCGUGGAUGGGGGACGACGGCAGCAAAGACGCCAAUCUCCAAACGGCGGACCAGAACAGUAACAGAAGCAACAGCAGCCGAAUCGUCGACAUGGCCGCUGUCUCCAAGAAAGUAGGCUUCACCCCUGAAUCGCGCACGCCAUCCAACCCCUCCGACACCGAGUCGCAAACCCCCGCCGAGCCCAUCGCGCUGCAGGGGUACGCCUACUCGGGCGGCGGCCGCGCCAUCGCACGCGUCGACGUGUCCCUCGACGGCGGCAGAACCUGGGACCAGGCCGAGCUGGUGGACGACUGCGGCUCAGGCAACUGCUUCGGCAACAAGACCUGGACCUGGAAGCGCUGGCGCUACGUGGGCAAACUGCCCGUGUUAUCCCUCCCGACCACCACUGCCCCCCCUGACGGCAACAAUACCGCUGCCGGAAAGGGGGACUGUCAUGACGACAGCCGAAAAGGGCCCAAACACUGCACUACGCUGGUGGUCAAAGCCACGGACGACGCGUACAACACGCAGCCGGAGAGCCACAAGCCGAUAUACAACGUGAGAGGCAACCUGGCGACGGCGUGGCAUCGCGUCAAGAUCUGCCCGCGGUGCACGGACAACGGCGACGGCAAGGGGUUGACCUGGUCCACGGGGGAGACGUACGGGUGCGGGUUCAAGAAGGAGGCAGAGGAGGUGAUGGAGGAGAUGAGUCGUCAUUUGACCUCCCCUGGUUCUGAUGCGAGCAAAAGAUCAAACUAGGUUGUGGAAAUGGUAUUGCUUGCUAUCUUGGGC
This is a messenger RNA of Chaetomium strumarium, 2418 nucleotides long. RefSeq names its product Oxidoreductase, molybdopterin-binding domain-containing protein. The coding region runs from base 154 to 2385 and encodes 743 amino acids. The record is from RefSeq and is a predicted model, not a curated record. Gene Ontology annotation, molecular function: sulfite oxidase activity; molybdopterin cofactor binding; molybdenum ion binding. Gene Ontology annotation, cellular component: mitochondrion. The transcript is spliced from 2 exons. Gene Ontology annotation, biological process: sulfur compound metabolic process. NCBI's taxonomy places the organism in Eukaryota, Fungi, Ascomycota, Sordariomycetes, Sordariales, Chaetomiaceae.